UAAUAAAAAAAAUAAAAAAUUGAACGCGCGUUUUUACAAGUUUAGCCUAGAAACGGCUUAGUGUGCCAAAAGCAGUUCGAAAAAUACUGUGUGCCUAAAUUAUUUAAUUUACAAUUGAGAAUAAAUAUUUUUGCAUUAAAAACACAAUUCCAAAACAAUUCAAAUUAAUAUCGUAAAAAGUGUCGCCCAUUGUAAGAAACGAAAAACAAAAGCAAAUACGCACAGUGCUACCCACAACUUUUAUUUUUACAAGGCACAAACAAUUCACAGCGCAACAGAAGCAACAACAACGUGUAUGCAAAAGCAAACAAGUGAAAUAUAGCGAAACCUGUUCUCAUUGCAACUACUGCGCAUGCGCAACGCUUCUGUAAUUGACGGCAACAACUACAACAAUUGCGUCGACGCCAGCAACAACCUCAACCAACAUUCGCGUCACCUCGCAUAUCGCGGCCCGUCAUCGCGUUUAUUUUUGUGUAUGUACGUAUGUGUGUGUGUGCGGGCGCCCAUGUGAAUUUGUGGAAUUGUCCUACCGCAACAACACAAGUCGCCAACACUCACUGCAUGUGAUUGCUUGUGACAACAGCAAAUAGCAACAACAAUAAUUGCAGUGCAAUAACAACAGCAACGAGAUAUCACGACGUCUGGCCACAACAACCACACGACGCGACCACAGCCCGAACAUUACAUAACUUUCAAGUUGUUCACUUAUUGUUGUUAUUGCUUGCUGUUUUUUUUUUUUCAAUUUUAUCUCUCAUUGUGUUCACUCUAGUGUCUACUUGAAUUUGUCACUCCUUCGAUAAUUGUGUCACAUUAACCCAAUUCUCGGGCUUUCUUCACACACAUACAGAGAGACUACGUCGUUUAACUGACGUUUGUUUUAUUGCAUUGGAUUGAAUUGAGCGUUGUGCUCCAUUUGCGGUCGAUUAAUUUGUUAAAUUGUUUACAUUUAUUUACACCGUUAUUUAUCGUUGGCGUUUCUGUGGCGUUCGGCUUUAUUUGUUUUGAGGAGGCGUUUUGAAAACUAGUUGCAGUGACAAUGUUGAAAAUGUACAGAGCAACGGCGAUACUAUUGAUCCUCUUCGGAUAUCUGCUCAUCACAGAUUGCAGUGAAACCACACGCACAAAGCGGGCCAAACGACCACGUGCCCCAGAACCGGUGAACUUCGAACCGGAACCACAACAAGAUUUAGAAAAUGAAGAGAACGGUAGUCAAGAGAAGGAUAUACCUGAAAUUCCGACGAAUUUCCUAAGUCCUUCUGUGAGAGAAUAUCUUGAAUUGGGCAAAUCGAUACCUGGCCGUCCCGGUGUCGACUAUCCCAUACUCUCAGCGAUACCAUACACAAAUUUCUACUGCGAUGAGCAGCCAUAUCCGGGAUUUUUCGCCGAUAUGGAAACCAGGUGUCAAGGUUGGCAUUAUUGCGACAUUGAUGGUCGACAAGCGUCCUUCUUAUGCCCAAAUGGCACACAAUUUUCACAAGCCGUCUUCGUGUGCGACUGGUGGUUCAAUGUCCGCUGUGAUCUGUCGCCACGUCUUUACGCUAUCAAUGCACGACUCUACCAACGCCCAAAGGUGAAUCCGACACGACCACAUCGCAUCAUUACAAAGGAGCUGGUCGAUGACAUCUUCAAUUAAACGGAAGUGGGUGACAGCAAAGAUAGUAAAAAAAAAAGGAGCUCGAAAGAGAUAUUCAGACAAUGAAGGAGAGGAGAGGGAGAUAUAAAGUUGAAGAUAAAGAGGGAAGCUUGAGGAGAUGAAUAAAGAGAUGAAUAAAGAAAAUAUGAGAAGGAUAAAGAGAGAUAGAGAAAAGAAGGAAGAGUGAGUGAGAAAAGAUGAAAGAGAGAGAGAGAGAGAGAGAAAGAGAGAGAGAGAAAAGGGACAAAUGAGAGUAAAAUGUGUGGAAGCAUUACCAGAUGAAAAACCACUGAGGGAUGAGCGCUUUGGCGUAAAUUUGUGGGCUAUGAGGGUUAUUUAAGUUAAACAAAUUUCGAUUUCAAUUAUUGAGUGACAAAAUAUCCAACGGUGCAUAGUAUUAAAAUGAAAUUCGAAAAUGUUGCUAUCCUAUUUCGGUGCAAUUUUGAGAAGUGCAGUUACAAAAUAUGCUAAGAAUAUAUUUUAAGGACAUUAAGUGUAUAUUUAGUGCUCUAAUCAUAAACUGGAACUAUAAAUAUGUAAAGGCACAUAAACUAUUUUUUUAGUAAAUAAAUUAGUAUUGUCUAUAUAUUUUCUAAUGUAAAAUAUUAUAAAACCAGAAAUUUAGCAUAAAAGUGUGUAAUAUAAAAAGGUAAUUUUAGUUUUUAGGUUAAUAUUACAAACAAAAAAAUAUUUAAUAUUAUUUUUAGUGAAUUUGUAUAUAGUUAUAUAGCAAUGUAAUCAAUGUGUCUUCCAUCGCGGUCAACUGCUUGCAUUAACACGCAGAUACAUAAUAUUGUAUGUAUAAAUAUUUAGUAUUUAUAUACUUUAACUUUAAAUGCACAUAAUGUCUAUAUAAACACACCACUUCCUUUCUCUUUUCAUUAAUUUUGUCACUUUGUAGUUUCAUUGCAUUUAAUUUAUAUUCUAA
Molecule: messenger RNA, 2561 nt
Organism: Bactrocera latifrons
Lineage: Eukaryota; Metazoa; Arthropoda; Insecta; Diptera; Tephritidae
Exons: 5
Coding region: 1037-1633 (198 amino acids)
Cellular component (GO): extracellular region
Molecular function (GO): chitin binding
Source: RefSeq, a predicted model, not a curated record